Adineta ricciae is the source of this 921-nucleotide messenger RNA. The record is from the annotation of a GenBank genome assembly. NCBI's taxonomy places the organism in Eukaryota, Metazoa, Rotifera, Eurotatoria, Adinetida, Adinetidae.
AUGUUAUUCUUUAUCUACAUAUUGUUUGCUGGUGUGUUUCAUGAUGUUUCUGCUUUGAAAUGUUACAAAUGUGAUGCAAAUCGUGUUGAUUUUUGGAUCGAUGUCAACAAUGUUCCGCCUUUUUUCGAUGACUGUCCUGUAGUCGAAUCAGAAAAGCAAUGUUUCGCAUCAAUUCGAUGGUUAACAAUUGGAGACUUAAAAGAAAGUCUAGUAGAAUAUGAAGAUGAUUCUAGUGAAGAAUAUCGUCCAACCGAUUCUUCACUUUCCUAUGUUUUUGCUGAUGUCGAACUUGCACAACAGAUCUAUGCAAUGAUCGAACAAAUCUACUCNCGCUUAACAUACUUAUUCGAAAUCUCUUUAUCAUAUCACUUAUAUUUACAAAACAUUCAGCACCCAAACAUGAUUCAAGCUUCAACUAUUGCUUUCCUUGCAUUUGUUGUAGCAACAGUCAAUGCUUUCACAACAUUUGAACUUCAAUAUCAAAAUGCAACGUUGGCACAUCACAAUUAUUUGCGCGCUCGUCAUUGUGCACCACCUCUUCAACUUGAUAAUAAAUUGAAUACAAUAGCACAAGAUUAUGCAGAUUAUCUUGCAAGAACGAAUAAAUUUCAACAUUCAAAUAAUGGUUACGGAGAAAAUCUUUAUAUGUCAAGUUCAUCAGUUCCCAUCACAACUGUUGAUGGACGCGAAGCAACUCAAGCAUGGUACGAUGAAAUACAAUAUUAUAAUUUCAAUAGACCUGGUUUUUCUUCAAAAACGGGUCACUUCACACAGGUCGUCCGGGAAGGAUCAGAUCGUCUCGGUGUUGGUAUUGGUUUCAGCAGUGAUGACCGUAAAGUCUAUGUUGUUACAAACUAUAAUCCACCAGGUAACUAUCAAGGUCAAUUUGGCGAAAAUGUAUCCCCAGCUAAUUGCCAAUAA